This is a messenger RNA of Spirometra erinaceieuropaei, 3154 nucleotides long. The record is from the annotation of a GenBank genome assembly. Lineage: Eukaryota; Metazoa; Platyhelminthes; Cestoda; Diphyllobothriidea; Diphyllobothriidae.
AUGAGCAAAAAUGGCGAUGAUGAUGAUGACGACGACGUCGACGACGGUGGUGGUGGUGGUGGUGGUGGUGGUGGUGGUGGUGGUGGUGGUGGUGGUAAUGGUGGUAAGGAAGAGGAGGAGGAGGAGGAGGAGGAGGAGGAGGAGGAGGUUGGUUCAUCCUGACGGAUUUUGUCGUGGGGUGCUUUUUGUUUAGAGGAGAGAGAGAGGGCAGAUAUUUUUGGUGAUUCCAGUCAACAGAUGCCGUGCUUUUUGUCGCCGGAGUCCGUAACGAACGUUGUCUUAUGGUAAUUAGGCGUUGUCCCACCUUCGUGAUCGGCCUGAGGUCACAGACUCUGCACGCCUGACUGGUGUGCGAUAUGCAAGUCUCGCGAGCCACCUAGCUGGCGUCAGGACACUAGCGCCAGUUAAGGGCUCAGUUCGUCUGCCAUUCGGCAACUUAGCAAACUGUUCUGGCUCGGGUAACCGAUUCGCUUUCUUGCAGUUUGUGCUGCUCGAUUAGGAAGGCGCCUUAGACAUGGCAAGGCAUGUUCCGCAGUCCUGGAGACGGUAGGGAAGUAAAGAGCCAAUCAGCUGUCAGAUCCGCGAGGCCUACACCAAAAAAAGGAAACUGAUCAGUUCAAGGCCGGCUAGCUAGGCGGAUCAUUUUCCGUUCUUUCCGAUUUUGCGCAUCUAAAGCUUUGACAGCGGUGGUCCGACUAAUUUCAUGAAACCUCGGAAAAACCCUUACGUUUUCAUUAGUUCUCAAUCUGAGAAUACUUUGUCAGUGUCCGCGCCCAACCCAUCCUGCCAAACUGAAUUCCCCCAGGCGAAAUCGCGCCUCAAUCAGGAUUCGAACGCAGACCUAAACAUGCAACCCGUAAACAUGUCAGCCUGUAAAGAACCUCCAAACGCUGACAUGGGGUUCACUUUAAUGCUUUGAGAGAUGCACUCAGAGCUCGGCCGUGCUCAAACAGCACCCUGCAGCACCCACUCGAUGCAAUUCACGGAGUUAAAAAACCCCCAGUAGACCGACAAAGACAAAAUGCACCAAAGCAUGUCACCUCAAAUCGUGUUUAUGAAUCCGCAUGUACGUCUGGAUGGAAGCGAGUUAGACGAACGCAAAAUCAGUUUAGCACAUGCCUAAAUGGCUUUCAAAUUCAAAAAAAUACGCAGCCGUCAUUCUUCUGUAGCGACACAUAAAUAAUGGUGAAUGCGUACAGCUCACAAAUAAGCGACACACUAAAGAAACCCAACUGGCUGACAGGGCUAAAGAAACGAGGUUCGGGGAGCAGUCUGGAAGAAUGAGGCACACCCCCUGGAGUUACGCACAGAUUGGAGGCAAUAAUAGGGCACUGAAUCAUGAAUCCGGAGGACCCACUACCACGGCAAGAACCUAAGGAGUCGUUUACCAGGUUUGGUACGCUUGUAGACAAGGCAAUUAUAUCGGAGCAACUUGAAUUCUGCGCUGGACGCGGAUGCCCGAGCACGCAGUAGCAGUUAGGAGGAACAACGUCAGCCCCAAAGUUGCGGCCCACUCGUCGUGGCCCGGCCGCACACAUUCACGUUCGAUGAGGCCGGAAUUAUCGUCAGAGGCGACAAUCGCGUGAGCCGCGAACUGCUCGAGUAAUGGUUUUCCGGUCCUCAGUUAGGCGGUUGAAAGUUUGAUCGUCGUGGUCGAUGAUGUUCGCCGUGUGCUCUACAGCAAAGUGGGAGCAGGAACAGUGGCUUAUGUGUGCAUUAGUUUAUGGCGACAGUAGGUUUGAACCACAUUUAUCGCACGUUCUUCUCCUCCCCCGCCUGGGCCCGUUGUCAAGACGCAGUCAGGAAGACAGAGGUGGGAGAGGGGCGCAGGGGGUUGGCACGGCCGAACCCGCCAAUUUAUGUGCCACUCCACAUCCCCUGGUCCACAACAAACACUUGAUCAGGAUUUUAAUCAGCAACAACGCAACAGGAGCGCAAGCGCAACUACCGACAGGGAACUAGGUGCCAGAGAACUGCCAACGCACACCAGGUAAUCGAUCAACAAACGUAACGACCUCGCACCUCCAUAUUCAUUGCUAAGACUGUGUCUAGGGGAAGUAGUUAGCCACAUGGAGAGCGCACGGAUGGCUACUAAUCCUGGUGUCAGUGUCGGCAAGCCAAAGUGCCCAAGGACCCAUACAGCUGAUGAAAUUGCGACCACUGGCAACUCGAUUUCGGGCACCUAGACAGUUACCGCACCUGGUGCAACUUUCUGUAAUGCACUCGGAGGCAGGCUAAUAAAGCUCUUGUCCCAGCGAUCGUUUCUAGAUCUUCGCGAAGCCUAACUUGCUCAAACAGUUAGAUCAUGGUGAAAAGGUGCUGUUGGACCAGCCAUGUAUUUAUGAAACCGCCCCUUCCUUCACUAUUCUGUUGCAUGUUUAUUUGAUCCUUUUGUAUCGACCAGACUGUGUGAUCCUAACUACGACCUUGCCGUCUACAGCUUGUAACUUAAUACCUUAUUGUGGAAAGCCCGAAUUGAUUUUCUGAACGAAUACAACCUGCCUUGUAUUUAUUACUUGCUGAGCAUGUUAACAGCCUGCCGAUGGGCUGACUCAACUAAAAGCCUCGGUCCAACGCGUGCUACGAUUACAUACGACACAGUUGAGAGAUCCGGGAAGAAGGUUUGAGAAACGUGUUUGGUCGACUCACCACUAUGAAAGCGUAAAAUGCACAAAUGCAUAUGGUGUGCCGAGACAGUCAGCCUCGGGCCCGUCGAUUUUUCUCUCAUUUCGCUACCUCGACCUUUUCUUUGGUUGCUUAAUGGGCUAGAAAUCUGUGAAUACAAUACUGUGUACCUUCACCUCACACAUCAACCUGGUCGGUCACUUGCGAAUCCAUCGUACAGAGAUUGGCGAACCAGUGCGUGAAGCACCAACCUUCACCCACCGCACUCGCCUCCACUGCCCACAAUGCCCUCGCACCUUCAGGCAUCGCAUGGGCCUAUUCGGCCACAUGCGCAUCCACGACGACCUGCGGUAGACAACCGCCGGCCACACCACACAUUCACUCACUCCGUACCUCCUCCACCACCACCUCACCCCACCAGAAAUCAACACUCACACACCUCAUGCACCCAACUGCCACCUCCCACACAAGUGGGAAGUGUGCAUCUCGACUCGGUCCCCAUGCGGCUUCGGCUGCACGGGUGACUUGA